This is a messenger RNA of Fragaria vesca subsp. vesca, 1902 nucleotides long. RefSeq lists its product as uncharacterized. The record is from RefSeq and is a predicted model, not a curated record. NCBI's taxonomy places the organism in Eukaryota, Viridiplantae, Streptophyta, Magnoliopsida, Rosales, Rosaceae. The transcript is spliced from 4 exons. Bases 710 to 1459 code for a protein of 249 amino acids.
AAAAAACCUAUCAUAGUCAAAGACUUCAUGCCACCUUGCCCUGUGUCGGUGAAGCUUCUUCUUCCUCUUCUUCCUUUGUUUCCAUUCUUCCAAGCCAACAGACUUCAGAUUCCCACCAUUUCCGGUGCCUUUUUUUAUCAAUAUCCGGCGAAGAUAUAGCAUCCAUUUCUACAUUUUUAAACAAAAACCCAAAAACCAAAAUCAAAAUCUCCAUUAUUGAACUUGAAUCAAUCCCACUUUCUCCUGAAACCCCUCGUGUCCAUUCCCCUCCUUCUCUUAAAUUAGCAAUCCCAAUCUUCCAUAUUUGACGCUGCCUUGCUUCGCUGUAAGGCUCUUUCUCCGCAUCGGAUCUGGGAUUUUCUCGCUUCCAUUUGAAGGGGGAAGGGGGAAAGAAAGGAAGGGAGCUUCAUGCUUAGUGAACCAUUAUUGGUUGAGGAAAGCGGUGUGAGCCGUGUAGGGCAAGGGAGAUUGCAUUGAGGAAGCUGUCUUCCAUUUGAUUGCAAGUUAAACUGGAAAGUGUUGUUUACUUGAUGAAGCUAGAAAUAAUUGUGGUCGAGUUUCACCCUGUGAAUCUAAAUAUAUAAAGAGGAGAGUUGUUUCGUGUGAUGGGUUGAAUAGGGAGAUUCAAAUUUGGUUGAAACUAUUGUUGCCUUGAUCAUUUGGAGCCUGGAGAGGGGAUUGGAAAUUUACUUGGUUUUGGUUGGUUGUUAUGGAUCAUAAGGGUCUGAGAGAUAAAGAUUGUGAAAUCGAUCUUGAAAGUGGGGUGAUAGUUAGUGAAGAGGAUUCAAGUGAUAGCUCUGUUGCAAGUGUCAAAAAACAGGCUAAGACACUGCUAGCGAAGGUGUAUGGUGGUUUUUCUGAUAGUUCAGUUAAUGCUGAAGAUAGGGUUGUUUUUUGUGGCAAUGGCUUCAACUCCAAUGGGGUCUGCCCUGAGAAUUUGAAGUCGGCGACAAACAAGACGCUGGAUGGAAAUGGUGGUAUGGAUCAUACAGAGAAGACUCGGUCGAAAGAUAAGCGAAAAAAAACGAGCAAUAAAAAACCUCCUAAACCUCCCAGGCCUCCAAGAGGCCCGUCUUUGGAUGCUGCUGACCAGAAGCUAAUCAAGGAACUCUCUGAGAUUGCAAUGUGGAAACGUGCAAGGGUUGAGAGGAUGAAGGCCUUGAAGAAGAUGAAAGCUGCCAAGGCAUCAUCAUCCAAUAGCAAUGUAUAUGCUAUGGUGUUCACUGUUCUCUUUUGUGUAGUGCUGAUCUUCCAAGGAAUUUCAUCUAGCAGAAGCUCAACUGUAGGCUUUGAGGGUUCUCCUUUGUCUGCAGGAAGAACGCAGGGCAGUUUGAUCUCAAUUCAGUUCUUUCCAAAUCCGUCAUCAAAUGCCCCGAGCGGACCUGGUUCCGAGUCUCCCAAUAUGGUAGAGCAGGUUGCUGGUUCAGAUCAGCAUGAGAAGUUGAAAAGAUGGGCGUGAUGAUAUACUAAUCUUGUUGCCUAGUCUGCGUUGAAGAACAAUUUUCCAUGGUGCUUUGGAUCCUCGUGGAACCAUUGUUGCUUGCACUUUUUGUACGCAUCUAUUGAAGCUUGAUCAUGCCGGGUAGUUUAUCCCCUCUCUGUACAUUAAAAUGAAAAUAUGGGGGAGAAGGCUAGAGAGAGUGAGGAAGAGAGAUAGUGACAGAGAGAGCACCAUACAGCUUUUUUUAGUGUGUUUUGUAGUUGUUGUCAAAUGCACACUUUUGCAAAUAAGUUUUUUACCUGUUUAAUAUCCAAUUUUGGAAUCUGAGUAUGUUCCCUUUCCAGAGCCGAGAGAAAAGAAAUCCCCCUUCAUAAAAGCUGUAGAAAAUCAAGUGACCCAACGCUACCCACUUUUCUUUUUUGGAAUUGAUUUAUGGAAAUUAUUGCCAGUUGGUAAUAUAC